AUGACGCCGCACGAAGCAAGGGUCCUCAAUGAGUGGUCUCGCGUCAAGAAGCUGCAGGCCAAACUGCAGGCUAAACUGCAGGAGCUGACCACCAAAUCGACCAAGUCCAACGAUGCGGCAGAAGACCACUCGGAUGAGCUCAACACCAAUCGCAUGGACGAGGUAGCCCAGGUCAUCAACAAGUCCGGGUAUCCAGACGGGGCCACAUGGCCUAAACCAUCAGAAAAGCCACUCUCCCGCUUCGAGGCUGCUACCAGAGCCUUGGUCUGGGAAUCGAAUGACAUGACAGCAAACCUCGUCAAAUUCCACGCGGCCUUCGAAGCUUUCCUUGAGGUUCAGCCGGAAGAUCCUGUGAUCAAAGCCAAGCUGGCGUCGUACGUCGUGCCUUCGAUGCCGAAAGAAGCUGGUACAACAACGGUUCGUAGCACUGGAGGCGGUGUCAACAGUACUUCAGCAGUCGAUGCGACCUCUGAGAAGAAUGCCGGCGACGAUUCUGCGGGUGGCAAGGCCUCUUCGGAACGGGACACGGUUGCGGAGGAGAACAUGACUGCUGCGGAGUGGGCGGCUGCGGGUUCUCGCAAGACUGGAGGCGGGGACGACUCUGACGACACGGAUGAGUACAGUGACGACGAAGGCGAGACUAGCGAUGAUGGGUUCACGGACUGGGGUGAGAGGAAGUGGGUGAUGAAGAGGUAG
Molecule: messenger RNA, 696 nt
Organism: Saxophila tyrrhenica
Lineage: Eukaryota; Fungi; Ascomycota; Dothideomycetes; Mycosphaerellales; Extremaceae
Exons: 2
Coding region: 1-696 (231 amino acids)
Source: RefSeq, a predicted model, not a curated record